Vitis riparia (riverbank grape) is the source of this 2788-nucleotide messenger RNA. RefSeq names its product cryptochrome-1. The coding region runs from base 348 to 2393 and encodes 681 amino acids. The transcript is spliced from 5 exons. Gene Ontology annotation, biological process: blue light signaling pathway; circadian regulation of gene expression; entrainment of circadian clock by photoperiod. Gene Ontology annotation, molecular function: blue light photoreceptor activity; FAD binding; DNA binding. Gene Ontology annotation, cellular component: nucleus; cytoplasm. The record is from RefSeq and is a predicted model, not a curated record. Lineage: Eukaryota; Viridiplantae; Streptophyta; Magnoliopsida; Vitales; Vitaceae.
CAAUUUGUUGUGUCCUCACUUCCAUUAACCAAUCCUCUUCACCACUCCCUCAAAGGCCCUUCCUUUUGGUUUUUAAUGGUCUAGUAUUCAAUUUCAUGGAAAAUAAACUCCACCCAGAAAUCGGAGGGAAGAGGUAAUAUAAAAUAAAACACAGAAGUUAAGGAUAAGUGCACAAUCUAGUCCUUCAAAAGUGCACCUUUUUUUGCUUAUGGCCUAAAAUCCACCUCGUAUUCCUGGGGAAACAAAGGGAAAAGCAAAGAUAAGUUCGAUUACAGGCCCCUGGUGUGAGCUUUGACAUGGCAUGUAGCUGAGAAAGAGUGUUGGAAUUGUGGUUGGUAUCUUUGGAGAUGUCAGGAGGUGGGUGUAGCAUUGUUUGGUUCAGGAGAGAUCUGAGGGUUGAGGAUAAUCCUGCACUAGCAGCUGGUGUGAGAGCAGGGGCUGUGAUUCCUGUGUUUAUAUGGGCACCUGAAGAGGAAGGCCCCUUUUACCCUGGGAGGGUCUCAAGAUGGUGGCUCAAGCAGAGUUUGGCUCACCUUGAUUCCUCUUUGAGGAGCCUUGGCACUCCUCUCAUCACCAAGAGAUCUACUGACUGCGUUUCUUCUCUCCUUGAGAUUGUCAAAUCUACCGGAGCCACUCUUCUCUUCUUCAAUCAUUUGUAUGAUCCCUUGUCACUUGUCAGGGAUCACCGGGCAAAGGAGGCUUUAACUGCUCAAGGCAUAGCUGUACAUUCCUUUAACGCGGAUUUGCUGUAUGAACCAUGGGAUGUUAAUGAUGCCCAGGGCCACUCAUUCACAACCUUCUCAGCUUUCUGGGACAGAUGCCUUAGCAUGCCUUAUGACCCUGAGGCACCUCUCCUUCCUCCCAAGAGGAUUAACCCAGGUGACGUGUCAAGGUGCCCCUCAGACACAAUUGCAUUUGAAGAUGAAUCUGAGAAGGGUAGCAAUGCACUUCUUGCUCGAGCAUGGACACCUGGAUGGAGCAACGCUGAUAAGGCCCUAACCAUAUUCAUUAAUGGACCAUUAAUUGAGUAUUCUAAGAAUAGUAGGAAGGCUGAUAGUGCUACAACCUCAUUUCUCUCUCCCCAUUUGCAUUUUGGGGAGGUGAGUGUGAGGAAAGUAUUCCAUCUUGUCCGCAUCAAGCAGGUACUGUGGGCCAACGAAGGGAACAAGGCUGGUGAAGAGAGUGUGAACUUGUUCCUUAAGUCCAUUGGGCUUAGGGAAUAUUCAAGAUACUUGAGUUUUAACCAUCCUUACAGUCAUGAAAGGCCACUUCUUGGACACCUGAAGUUCUUCCCUUGGGUUGUUGAUGAAGGCUAUUUUAAGGCAUGGAGACAAGGUAGAACUGGAUAUCCAUUGGUGGAUGCUGGCAUGAGAGAGCUAUGGGCCACCGGUUGGAUGCAUGAUCGGAUAAGGGUUGUGGUUUCUAGUUUUUUUGUGAAGGUUUUGCAGCUUCCAUGGCGGUGGGGAAUGAAGUAUUUCUGGGAUACACUGUUGGAUGCAGAUCUUGAGAGUGAUGCUCUUGGUUGGCAGUAUAUAUCUGGUACUCUCCCUGAUGGCCGUGAGUUUGAUCGCAUAGACAAUCCACAGUUUGAGGGUUACAAAUUCGACCCUAAUGGAGAAUAUGUACGAAGGUGGCUCCCUGAACUUGCUAGGCUUCCUACUGAAUGGAUACACCACCCAUGGAAUGCACCAGAAUCUGUACUCCAAGCUGCUGGAAUUGAGUUGGGGUCAAACUACCCUCUCCCUAUUGUAGAGAUAGAUGCAGCAAAAGCCAGGUUGCAAGAAGCACUUUCAGAGAUGUGGCAAGCAGUAGCAGCUUCAAGAGCUGCAAUUGAGAAUGGAACCGAGGAGGGCCUUGGAGACUCUGAAUCAGCCCCAAUUGCCUUUCCUCAAGACGUACAAAUGGAGGAGAUUCCUGAGCCUGUGAGGAACAACCCUACCACUACUGCAGUUAGACGCUAUGAGGAUCAGAUGGUUCCAAGCAUGACUUCUUCUUUUCUAAGGAUUGAAGGAGAACCAUCUUUGGAUAUUCAAAAUUCAGCAGAAAAUAGCAGAGCAGAAGUCCCAACAAAUGUUAAUGCAAAUCAAGAACCAAGAAGGGAAACUCUUAACCGAGGGGUUACACACACAGUUCGAAGCAACAACCACAACCUGCCACAAUUUAAUAUUAUGAUAGGGCGGAAUACUGCUGAAGAUUCCACAGCAGAAUCUUCAAGCACCACAAGGAGAGAGAGGGAUGGAGGUGUAGUUCCAGUUUGGUCUCCCUCAACUUCUAGUUAUGCAGAGCAGUUUGUGAGUGAAGAGAAUGGCAUUGGAACCAGUUCAUCUUACUUGCAGAGGCAUCCACGGUCUCACCAGUUAAUGAAUUGGAAGCAACUUUCUCAAACUGGGUAAAUAUUUGAAUGUGACGGUACAAGAAUCUGGGAAGAGGAGAAAGUGACUAGGACGGGCCCAUAGGCUGGUGAACCAGCACCCAGCACACAUCCUUAUAUCCACUCCUUUUUUGUUCACUAGUCACCUGAUCAACAGUUGAUCCCCAGUGCAUGAAAUCUCGAACUGAUACAGGCAGCUCAUCUGCUAUCCUUUUUCCACGUUUCCUGUUGUAUCAUACAUGUAGCUCUACUGUAUAGUAAAAUGUUCUCAUAAGGAAAGGAAAUAGAGUCAUAAUAGGGAAGGGAUAUGUAGUCCUCUAAUAAACCCAGGCUUGUGCUGUUUCAUUUUAUUGAUUAGGCAGAUAUUCUUGUUGUAAUCCAUAUUUAUGUUAUCUCCAUUUUGUUUUUCUGUCGCAA